GCAGUGGCGGGCAGGCUCCAGUCUCGGCCCCGCAGCUCCUCGCCGAGGCGGCGCGGCCUCCGCUCCCUCCUUCCUUGCCUCAGUCGCUGCCCGGCCCCGGAGCGAUGUCGGGCGGCGCGGCGAGCGCCCCCAAGCCCCUCCCGUCCUCCGGGCCCAAGUCGCUGCGGGAGAUGCCGCAUCCCCUGGCCACGUCCAGCAGCGAGGAGAUGGGGCCGGCGCUCACCCCCAGCCCUGACCUGCUCCUGCCCCGCAGCAUCGCCGACAAGGACCUUAGUCUGCCUAAUGGCACGCCUGUGGACACUUCUAGCCCAGCCUCCUCCUCAUCUCUCCUUAACAGACUGCAGCUGGAUGAUGACUUGGAUGUGGAAACUAGAGACCUCUUUGUUACUGUUGAUGAUCCCAAAAAACAUGUGUGCACGAUGGAGACGUAUAUCACAUACAGGGUUACAACAAAGACUACACGAGCAGAGUUUGAUUUGCCAGAGUAUUCUGUCCGUCGGCGGUACCAAGACUUCGACUGGUUGAGAAACAAGCUGGAGGAGUCUCAACCAACGCAUCUCAUUCCCCCUCUUCCUGAGAAAUUUGUGGUGAAGGGUGUUGUUGAUCGCUUUUCUGAAGAGUUUGUGGAGACAAGGAGGAAAGCAUUAGACAAGUUCUUGAAGAGAAUAACCGAUCACCCAGUGCUUUCUUUCAAUGAGCACUUCAACGUCUUUCUCACAGCCAAGGAUCUUAAUGCCUACAAAAAGCAAGGAAUGGCAUUGCUGUCAAAGAUGGGGGAAUCUGUCAAAUAUGUUACAGGAGGCUACAAAUUAAGAAGUCGGCCACUGGAGUUUGCAGCCAUUGGGGAUUAUCUAGACACAUUCUCUCUAAAGCUUGGUACCAUUGACAGAAUAGCACAGCGGAUCAUCAAAGAACAGUUGGAAUACUUGGUGGAACUACGAGAAUAUGGACCUGUUUAUUCGACCUGGGGAGGGCUGGAGGUUGAGCUGUCAGAGCCACUGGAAGGGGUAUCUGCCUGUAUUGGAAACUGUUGCACGGCUCUUGAAGAACUCAGUGAAGACAUGACAGAAGACUUCCUACCUGUGCUUAGGGAAUAUAUAUUGUAUGCUGAGUCAAUGAAGAAUGUGUUGAAGAAGAGAGACCAAGUUCAAGCAGAGUAUGAAGCAAAACUGGAAGCAGUAGCCUUGAAAAAGGAAGACCGUCCAAAGGUACCCACAGAUGUUGAGAAAUGUCAAGACCGAGUAGAAUGUUUCAAUGCUGACCUGAAAGCAGAUAUGGAGAGAUGGCAGAACAACAAAAGACAAGACUUUAGGCAGCUACUCAUGGGGAUGGCAGAUAAAAACAUCCAGUACUACGAGAAGUGCCUUACGGCGUGGGAGUCAAUUAUACCACUAUUGCAAGACAAGCCAGAGACCAAAUAAGAAGUACCUUCAUGGACAGUCUAGCACUUCUAUGCUCAGUACCACUAGACAUACUGGAACUGUAUGAAGGACUCUUUUUUGUCAAGUUAACUGAAAUGACAGCUGCACUUAGGCUGGAACAGACGCUCUGAAAACUAUUUGAAUUUUUUUUUCCUCAACUGUUGUGUUUAAACUGGGGUAUGUUUCAUCUUUUUGAGUUAUCUUGAAUGGUUCCUUCUUUAUCCUAUGGAGUGAUUGGGGUUUCAUAGUGAAAGUGCAUGGGGAUCUUGAUAAAACUUACCUCUCUAGUCUGGAAGGAACUGAUGAGUGGAGCACUAAAAAGAUGAAAAUAAAACUCUACUGCAAGGUGCCAUAUGACAUCUUUAUUACCAUUCUGUUUUGUUUGCUAAAAAAAAAAAAUAAUUAUUUCAAUGAUACUGUACUCCCUAACCAAUCCUUAUCCUUUUUUUUUUUUUUUUUCUUUGAAUGGACAGGGAAAGGCUGGGAAAGAAUAUUUUCUGUUUCACUACAGCCCAUAUGCUCCCUCUGAAUAAAAUGGUCUCUGGAGACUUUUCUGUCUGGGAGUUGGUCUGGUCUUAUAACAUACCACCACCACCCACAGAUAGCCUGUGGUGUGAGCAUGAACUGUGGUUUUUGUGAGUGUGGCAUGCUGUUGGUUUCUACUGAGUAUCGUUGUUUACCUUGGUGAUUAUGAAGUAAUGUCAGUUGGCUGAAGUGUACUUGUGACUGACUUGGGGAUUGGGAUCAGCCUAGCUGCGGGAAUGAGCUGAACAGCAGCCCUUUCAAGGGCCCCUUUUAUGGGAAUAGUGGAGGAAGUAUGAGUCUUUAACUUUUCUAAAGCUAGCUCCAGAAGUUGCAUGGUGCAAUUCUCUUAGACCAUGCUUUAAAUAUGGGUUUUACUAGAGGCACUUCAGGCUUGGUCACUUAAGAUGCCUGCUGUAAUAAAGGUAGGACUCUGCUUCCUCUCCCCAUGUGUUUUUUUGCAGCAGCCAAAAAGUGUCAAAUGUUUGCUUCCACCAAGCAUCAGCGUGUGUGAAACUUGCCUUAAAUGGCUUAGUGGGAGGUAGAUGGGUACCCUGGUAGGUACAGAGUGUUCGUACCUGUCUCUGCUGAACCACAUGACAAGUCUUUUAAGAGACUACUUUCGUUACAGAUCUAUUUUCUUAGUAGUUUUUAUUGGCCUUUAGAAAUGUAACUGCUUCUGCAAGUCCCUUUUUUUCUCCUUUCUCUUGCAGUCCAACCUCAAGUAAAUGCCGAUUUGGUGUUGGUGGCCUUAGGAAUGCUGAUGUGAUUCCCAUGGUCCUAGAGUCUUGGUUUAACAGCAUGCAGAUAAAUCUUUUUUAACCAUCCUAAGGGUGGGGUUUGGGGCUCGUAUCAGUGUAAUAUUUGGAUUUGGGGGAAUAAAUAACUCAGUGCUUACUGCUAAAUUUUAGUGAUUACUUGAUCUCUGUUAACAUUCUUGCAAAGAACCUGAGCAGUAAUUGAGAAUGUCCAAAUUCUGUGUUCUCCUGUGACAACCUAUCAGGUUUGGAAUUUGUCUGGUUUGGAAUUUGUCCCUUCAUAAACACCAAGUGAACCUGCAGCCUACUCAGCUUGUUGGCUAUAUAGCAACUCUCAAGAUGAGUUAUUGCAGUACUGUGGUAGCUCUCAGGCUAAUGAGGUGGUGCUCUCUGAAUGAAAAAGUCAAGUUUAAGACAUUUUAAGAGGUCUUCCUUUUUGAUUCAGCCUUUACUGACAACUCUGUGGUACUAAACAAACUAUGCUUCUUGUUUUAAACUCAGUUUGUCUAUACAGUUAUGUAGUGUAAAUGAGAACUCUGCAUUAAGUUAUUGUUAGGUUCAGAAUAACAGACUACUGUUGUUGUGCAAGGGAAGUACUUAGGGGGAUCAUCUUGAAGCAGUCUUUCCUUCUAGAAUAAGCACUUGCAUACUAUCUAAGAGUCUGACCUUCAGGGUUACAGUCUUCUCUGUUCUCCACAAACAGAGAUCAACAUACUUUUGGAGUUGGUUCCUGUGUGGUAAAUGGAAUUUUGUAGUUGACUCUACAACAUCACUGGGAGUCAAGCAAAAUAUAAUUUGAACUAAUACUUAGUCAGUGUUCCCUCCAUCUUAUUAGAAAAAAAAAAAAACCAGCAAAAGAUGAGUAGAAAGAUUGGUGGGUUUUUCCUACAAGUGGUUUCAUCUGAUGCCUUACAAGACUGAGGUCCUGUUUCCACUUAGUUUUAUGUCAAAAUGAAGUGAUUGUUGGUUCUGGGGAGUUUAGCAAUUAACAUCACAGCUGUGCAUGAGAAGCAUAAUGGACGUGGAGAGUACCAAGUGAAGUUGAAAUCAACAUGUAACUGUUGAAGCUGGAGAUGUUGAACAUCAGCUUGAAUUUUAUUCCAUCUGAUGCCACCAAUUUUGUGGUAUGGUUUUUAAACUCGUCCUCAUCCAAAGCAUGUUUUGAUUUCAGACAAAUCCUUUUCUGGCUAUGCUGCUGGAAAGGCAGGCACACUUUGCACUUCUCGGAGUAUGUGGCACUGUGGCAACUGCAGGUUGAUUUGGAGAAGAGGCUGGAACAUGCAUGUCAGGCAGUGGCCACUAACAGGAUAUAUUACGUGGUCUGAAACACUAAAACCUCUCUUAAGCCUAUACAAGGAAAGUAAAACUUCACGUUCAAAAGAGAAGUCCUCUGCAAGAAUUGCCACAGUGUAAGAAUGGUGUGUAGUGGUGAGUCUCAGCUCCUAUGAGCUAUGGAGUGGUGUCUUUUUAUGAAGAGCUGUUGUUAAGUCACAAGGUAACUGUUGGGAGAGGCUGUGAGGUGUGUGGAGGAUUCCUGACUGUGAUAUUUGGGGCAGCCAAACAUGCCAGUUGGGAGAACUACAAAAGUUACAAGAAAUUCCUCUAAGAUGUACAGAGUAAUACUUGUAAAGCCUCACAUAACUGCUGCUAGUGGGAGGUUGAGACUGGUAGAGAAACUCUUGACAUGUUAUCCUGUAAUUAUUACAGGAUAUGAGUCUUUACUUUGGAUGGCCCAAACUUUCAUGAGAUAAGUUAAAGGUCUUGGUAAAGGGAAGCAGGAGUAGUGCGGGAGCUUCAUCUUUGAGUAACUUCUUGAGUGUUAAGUCACUUAGAUCACCCUCUGCAUAUGCACCAAAAUGACAUAAAAAGUAGUUGGCACCCUUGUUGUGAGUCUUAGUAACACAUGGUUUCUUCAGCAGUCCUUAAAUCAGCCCAGCUGUCCUCUUAAUCCAUAGCCAGGCCAGGGUCCCUCUUAGAGGAAUUCACUGCUGUCCUGGUUAUUUUGGAGGAUAUUUGUUUCUUCUGUUAAGUGGCACCAGCACAAUAAAGCACUUGUUUCUGUGCUCAGUUAUGGACCAUGCAUUGUUCAUGUAUAUCUUUGCGAGGCUCUAAAUCUUGCAAUAAAUAUAGAUGUUAAAACACCAUGGCUUUUUCAGGUACACAUUGAAAAAUGAAAAGGUGUAGCCCUAAAGACACAAGCUAUUCUGAUGCGAAUUGUAUUAAGGAAUAAACUAUGGAUUCUUCACUGAAGUCUGCUUGGAUUUUUGUUGCACUAAUGCUUGUUCUAAGGAUAAAGUAGUGUGAUAAGUGGUAGAAAAAAACAUCCACAAAGCAUGAGCGGCAGAGACAGUUCAGUGGAGGUACUGUGCAAUAGCCUUGCAGCAGUGGCUCUGCAUAGCCUGUUCAUGAUGCAUGUUGCUUCAGGUGUCCUGCAGAUGCCAACAUACAAAAGAAUCCCCUCCCAGACCAACAGGGACUGUUCAGUGUUUUAACAGGAGCCAUGCUUUUGUUGAAACUUGUAUAAUUUAACUGUAUAUGGUUAUGAUUAAUGUUGCAUACUGUUUAAAAUCCUGGUGCUGAUAACCCCUGAGCAAAAUUGCAUAGAAUAAAUUAGCUCAUUAGAUGUUCAGUCAUCUUAAAUUCUGAAAGUAGAACAGUUUUUCCUCUGGUAUAUUAACUUUUACUACUAUAUCCAAUACGUAGGGAAAGUAGAGACUUUUUUUUUUAAGAUAGGGGAGUUGCUACUACUUUGAGAUUAUUUUUGUUUGUUUGUUUUGUGAAGUAAAACUGGGGAUCACAGGAAUCAACUUGCCUUCUGGCAGACUGAAUGUUGCAUUUAAAAGUUUUUGGGAGUGCUGUUUAACCAACUUUACAGACUAAAGUGGCAGUGCUUAAUUCUGUGCUUAGCACUUUGAAGUCUUGCUGAGGUGUCUGACUCAUACAAGUACUUAGUAAUGAACUGGACAAGUUUUAAGGUUGCAUGCCUAGGGCACAGUAUUUGUGCAGAAAAUAAUGCACUUUCCAAAGAGGUAGACGUAGAUCAGCCUUAUGUAAGAGGCAUGCUGAAACAAUAAGGGCUGGUCGCUGUCCUACACUACUUUGAAGGUCUUGGUACUCUAUGCUUUGAAGCCAAACUGUUUCCUUAACUCUGCUGCUGCUGAGAUAUGUAUCCAUACCCUCAGAUCGAACAGCAGGGUUGGGGCCAGUGCCACAUUCCCACUGCACAGGGAGGCAGGUUGCUGACAGUCCUGUAAUAACAAAGAGCCAAAGGGCUUUUGUCUGUAGUACACAAAAAUAGAGAAGCACUGUCCUUGUUCUUGUUUCCUCUGUGCCUGCAUCCGUCUGUCCCUCCUUAAGGUCUGGAGAGUUGGGCCAUGCAGUUGAAGGUUAGCUGGCUAUGAGCCUCACACAUUGUGUUGAAGGGGUCAGUGGUGGGGACCAAAAUGGUGCUGGCUCAUUAUCCAGACUCUUCUGGUUUCAACCUCUGUAAAUCCACUCACCAGAACUAGAGUCACUGUUCAUACCAUUCAAAAACAAAAUGAAAGCUGUGAAAAGACUUGUCUCUGUGUGAAUUAGCUAGUAAACAAUGUAAAAAGGGGAAGGAGGCUUUUGUUUCCUGCACUUGACCAAAUCUGAUAACUGUGCUCUUGUUCAGACUCGCAGGCUAGGAAAUGUUGUCUUGCCUUCUGGUGCUGGCAUGUUUCUAUACCCUUUCAUAUAUCUCUGUAUAAAUAUACUUUGUGCAUUGUUUACUAUGGAACUAGUAUUGAUGGAGAAAAACAUUUUGAGGUAAAACUGUUUGUAAUUCUCUAUUAGUGUGUACAUUUUUUUAAAAUGCACCGUCUGUUUACCUCAAUUAAUUUAAUGGAAUGGACCAAUAAAUGUAUUAAAAGAGGACUCCUUCACUUAGAAUAAAGUUUCAUUUUUUGCA
Chiroxiphia lanceolata (lance-tailed manakin) is the source of this 6632-nucleotide messenger RNA. RefSeq names its product sorting nexin family member 30 (gene SNX30). The transcript has 9 exons. Gene Ontology annotation, molecular function: phosphatidylinositol binding; protein binding. Gene Ontology annotation, cellular component: cytoplasm. The record is from RefSeq and is a predicted model, not a curated record. The coding region runs from base 105 to 1421 and encodes 438 amino acids. NCBI's taxonomy places the organism in Eukaryota, Metazoa, Chordata, Aves, Passeriformes, Pipridae.